UCUCGGCGAACGUAAGAGAAGUGCAGACAAGCUCACGCACUAGGCGCAAGGAAGUCACAUUACAAGUCAAGAACACGUGCAGCCUCCUCAUAUUCAAGCUCUAUACUACAGACGUGUGACGUUCAUAAACUAUAGUCCAGAAAUGAACUCGUGUAAUAACUUGCAAAAGCUUGGUGAGACCUCCAACACAAGAAAAACUGGCCAAUGACCGACCAUCGGGUAAUGUGCGGCAGAUUGCUGCCGGCCAUUCAAGUCGGCAUGAAGAGCUGGAGUUGGAAAAAGGCCGACGUCGCCAUCGUCAUCGGCGCUAGCUUGGCCGCUAACGCUGGCUUUGGACUAUGUAAUGCCAAGCUCAUGAAACCAGAGGCGCCACCUUCGAGCUGGCCCGACACUGCUGGCCGGUGCAGGCGUCCUCCUUUGCUUUUACGAAAGUAUACUCUCAAAGCGAAACGUGGAAAGCAAGUAGGCGCUGUGAAGACUCUUUUGGCGUGCUGCACGCUCCCGCUUGUUUUGUUCACUUCCAGGCCACCACUUUUACACGUUUUCUUGCAACGGAGGAGCAGGUGGAAUUCAUGGACAUGCCAGGACAAGCCGGUGGAGUUUCCGGGUUUUACCUUUGGUCACUAUUUUUCUACCCAUGCUGGCGCCUUGGGCAUUAUGAGAUUGAGCCGAAAUAGUGAAAAACCAUUGGCUGUCAACAAUGACAGUGAUAUGUGGCUGUAUGCUCUUGACUCUGGAGUGAAGAUAACCAUGUUAGACGCAACCUGGUGUGUCCUUCCGAAACGAGCUGCAUUUUACAUCUGCCGAGGAGUGCCUUAUGCCCUAAAAAAUCUGAGCCUGACAACCUGCAACAUCCUUUAUAUUCUCACAGAGGGGUGGAAGCCUGAUCGAGUGUCAUAGUCUUUUUUUUUCGCGAAAUUUUUUGCGUCCUUUAAAAUUUUUUUGAAGUCACAAUUGUAAGAGACUUUUAAAGGUUUUUCUUUGUGUCACGAGGUUGUUCACAUUUAAUUUCAAUAAUUGACAACCUUUUAUUUAUAAAGACAUGUUCAAGUUAACAUUUCCAUGGGCCGAAUGUUCGAAUUCGCAUUCCAUGUACACACCUCUCACUGUACAAAGUUUGGCUAAUGUUUGAUGUUUUAUUAGAGUUGUAUAAUGCCUGAAUUUUCAGCGUCAUGUUGUAUGUACAGUGUUGCACUAAUUACUUUGAAAAAAAUAUAUUUUUUGCAAUGUAUGCCCUCUUCACAAAAAGCCUGGCCUAUAGUUAGAGGCUGCGUCCUAUUUGGAGUGCAUUCUUAUGUUAUUUGUGCUUGCUAUUGGACCUGGCAUGCUUCAGCAGCAAUGAAAGUGAGGAAGUAAAAGUAGCGGACAUUUUAAAUUGCUUCAGAAAUACCACUCUGUAUGCGACACCUGAGGUUGACAAGUCUCAGCAGCAGGUGUCUGGCACAAAGCACGUAAGACAUGUGUUCAUGCUGUUUAUGUUGAUUGGUUGGGCAGAAACAUCCCACUGUGCAUUGUGUUAUGCUGUCCAUGUUCAUUUGUCAAGCAGACACACCAUAGUGUAAAUAGUGCUAAUAGUUUACUUGCUGCCUUUUAGCAUCUGUUGUAAAGCCCAGCUCUAGUCAAACCCACCUAUAUCAAACUUGCAGAGAGACUAAUUACUUCUAUAUAGUGUGUACUUGAGUAUAAAACUUUCACAAAAUAAAUUGGCCUGAAUCUA
Messenger RNA from Rhipicephalus microplus (southern cattle tick), 1717 nucleotides. RefSeq lists its product as uncharacterized. The record is from RefSeq and is a predicted model, not a curated record. Lineage: Eukaryota; Metazoa; Arthropoda; Arachnida; Ixodida; Ixodidae.